AUGGGUCCGCUUACAGAUGAAGAAGAACUUCACAAUUCUCUCUUAAGCCCUGCCUCUGGAUAUGGCUUCGAUUCAGCUGCAGAGUAUACCCAAGCUUUAACACAGGCAAAUAUAAUUCGCAAAUACCCCCAUCGGAUUACUUUCACACAUAGUGACUUCAAGGCUCAUAAUAUUAUCCUCGGAGAUGAUGGCCAUCUAUCUGGUUUUCUUGAUUGGGAAUCUGCGGGGUGGUAUCCUGAAUAUUGGGAUUUUACGACUGCAAUGAGAUAUGGAAAGAACAGCUGGUGGUAUCAGGUGGCUUUGUGGAUUGGUGGGGACCAGUACGAUGGGGAGUUGGCCUGUGAUAUUGCGCUCAACUCAUUGACAGUUGACUCAUAUGUAGCUUUCUGA
Messenger RNA from Penicillium crustosum, 390 nucleotides. RefSeq lists its product as uncharacterized. The coding region runs from base 1 to 390 and encodes 129 amino acids. The record is from RefSeq and is a predicted model, not a curated record. Lineage: Eukaryota; Fungi; Ascomycota; Eurotiomycetes; Eurotiales; Aspergillaceae. The transcript has a single exon.